AUGUCUACUACCCCCCAACCAGACCUGAGCGAGCAGGCUGUUGCCGCCGCCAAUGACUUCUUCUACCAACUCUACCAAUUCUUUGAGCUGAUCGUCACCCGAUUCUGCAAGAAUGGCUACGCGUCUAUCGCCCAGAUGAGCGGCAAGCGCUGGACAAAGGUCAUCGGCAGUGUUGUCUUCUACCUGAUUAUCCGGCCGUACAUUGAGAAGUUGUUCAAAUGGAUGCACGAGCGCGACCGUCGCAAGGAGAAGGAGAAGCGCGAGAAGGAGAAGGCGAAUUUCGGAAAGGUCAAGAUGACCGCGAACUCGCUGCGUGGUGGUGGCGAUACCAAGGGCAAGGUCCUCGGUGAAGUCGAUCACACCGAUGACGAGCUCGAGGAUGAGGAGGAUAUCAUGCCUACAGCAAGCGGUGUUCCUGAGUGGAGCAAGAUGGCCCGCAAGCGUCAGAAGAACUAUAUCAAGAGUGUGAAGAAGGAUCAGCGGGCUGAGGAUUUGAGCCGUGAUCAGAUUAUGGAGUUGUUGGAUUGGAGUGAUGAGGAGGAAGUGGAUGAGAAGACCAAGAAGGAUCUUUGA
Molecule: messenger RNA, 573 nt
Organism: Penicillium paradoxum
Lineage: Eukaryota; Fungi; Ascomycota; Eurotiomycetes; Eurotiales; Aspergillaceae
Exons: 1
Coding region: 1-573 (190 amino acids)
Biological process (GO): protein transport
Source: RefSeq, a predicted model, not a curated record